Molecule: messenger RNA, 4134 nt
Organism: Gymnodraco acuticeps
Lineage: Eukaryota; Metazoa; Chordata; Actinopteri; Perciformes; Bathydraconidae
Gene: pomgnt1
Product: protein O-linked mannose N-acetylglucosaminyltransferase 1 (beta 1,2-)
Exons: 22
Coding region: 290-2251 (653 amino acids)
Biological process (GO): protein O-linked glycosylation via N-acetylgalactosamine
Cellular component (GO): Golgi membrane
Molecular function (GO): beta-1,3-galactosyl-O-glycosyl-glycoprotein beta-1,3-N-acetylglucosaminyltransferase activity
Source: RefSeq, a predicted model, not a curated record
CUGUUUUUAAAGGCGAAGAAGAAGAAGAAGCGCGGUGACGUAGUUUGCUCUGCGACACAAACACCGUUAUUUUUAAUACAUCCCUGUUAGCAUGUAGCAGCUGUACAAGCGACUUUUCUGAAUUGUUUUACUGUCUACGAUAUUUAAACGAUAAUGAGAGGUUUACCGACGACCCAAUGAUGAUGUGACACCCAGCCUCGUCUCAGUCGGUGGUGUUGUGGAGCAGUGCAUGCCCCGGCCGCAGGAGGUGGAGCAGGGCAGGUGGAGGGUCUGAGCUCUGUUGUCCGGGAUGGACGCCUGGACCCCCAAUCCCCGAGCCAAGCCUUUCAUCCCACGCCAGCAAAGAAGCUUGUACCUCACCUGGAAAUACAAGCUGACCAACAAGAGGGCGGUUCGUCGGUUCUGUCAGGCUGGUGCUGUGCUGUUUCUGCUGAUUACUGUCAUAGUCAACAUUAAACUCAUCUUGGACACCAGAAGAGUCGCCAGUGAAGAUGCAGCAGCUCAAGAAUAUGAGGACAUUGUUCCCAACAUGGAGACGCCACGCAGGCCGGCUAGUGGACGCAAAGUCCUGGACAUUGAAGUGUACGCCAGCCGUUCCAAGGUCUACGUGGCAGUGGACGGCACCACAGUGUUGGAGGAUGAUAUGCGGGAGCAGGGCAGAGGCAUCCAUGUGAUAGUUCUCAACCAGGCAACUGGCCAUGUGAUGGCCAAGAGGAUAUUCGACACCUACUCCCCCCACGAGGAUGAUGCCAUGAUCCUCUUCCUCAACAUGGUGACCCGGGGCCGAGUCCUCAUCUUCACCAUAAAGGAUGAAGGCACGUUCCACCUGAAGGAUGCUGCUAAGAACCUGCUGAAGACUCUGGGCAGCCAGGUGUCCCUCAACCUCAGCUGGAGGGACAUGUGGACACUGGUGGUGAAGAAAGGAGGUCAGGUGUAUGGAGAGAAGCACUCAAAGUCUCCAGCUCUGUCCACCUGGGGGGACCCGGUGCUGCUGAAGACUGAGGUGCAGCUCACUGCCUCUGAAGAGGCAGAGUGCCACUGGGCCGACACGGAGCUGAACAGGAGGAGGAAGCUCUUCUGCAGCAAGGUGGAAGGAUACGGCAGCAUCUGCAGCUGCAAAGACCCGGCGCCCAUCGAGUUCAGCCCUGACCCCCUGUCCAACAAUAACGUCUUCAGUGUCCCAGUGGCCGUCAUAGCAGGGAACAGACCCAACUACCUCUACAGGAUGCUGAGGUCGCUGCUUUCAGCUCACGGCGUCAACCCGCUGAUGAUAACGGUCUUCAUUGAUGGAUAUUAUGAGGAACCCAUGGAUGUGGUAGAGUUGUUUGGACUGAAGGGAGUUCAGCACACGCCCAUCAGCAUCAAGAAUGCCAGAGUGUCCCAGCACUACAAGGCGAGUCUUACUGCAACCUUCAACCUUCACCCUGAAGCCAACUAUGCCAUCGUCAUAGAAGAAGACCUGGAUCUCUCCAUCGACUUCUUCAGUUUUCUGAGUCAGACGGUUCACCUGCUAGAUGAGGAUGACAGUCUGUACUGCAUCUCAGCCUGGAACGACCAGGGCUAUGAGCACACAGCAGAAGACCCCGCCCUGCUCUACAGAGUGGAGAGCAUGCCCGGCCUGGGCUGGGUGCUAAAGAAGAGCCUCUACAAGGACGAGCUGGAGCCCAAGUGGCCGACCCCUGAGAAGCUGUGGGAUUGGGACAUGUGGAUGCGAAUGCCUGAGCAGAGGAAAGGCAGAGAGUGCGUCAUCCCCGAUGUGUCCCGCUCCUACCAUUUUGGAAUCAUCGGCCUCAACAUGAAUGGAUAUUUCCACGAGGUGUAUUUCAAGAAACACAAGUUCAACACUGUUCCCAACGUGCAGCUGAAGAAUGUUUACAGCUUAAAGAAGGAUGCGUAUGAAGUGGAGAUCCUGAACCUGCUGAAGGAAGCAGAGGUGCUGGACCACAGCAAGAACCCGUGUGAGGACUCGUUCCUUCCAGACACUGAGGGGAAGACCUACGUCAUGUUCAUUAAGAUGGAGACGGAGAUAGACACCUCCACAUGGACAGAGCUCGCCAAGUGCCUCCAUGUUUGGGACCUGGAUGUUCGGGGAUACCACAGCGGCCUGUGGCGGCUCUUCAGGAAAAGAAAUCAUGUCCUGGUGGUGGCCGUGCCAAUCUCCCCAUACUCUGAGAAGAAACCACCCGGUGUCACUCCCAUUCAGUUAGAUCCUCCGCCCAAAGAAGAGGGAGCCGUGGUGGAUCAGGUGUAGCCCCGAUGUUACACUCUGUCGCACACAUGCACACUACAACCAGCCCAGGCCUUAACGACGACAACAACAACAACCACUAAAAAUCCAGUCUGGGACCCACAAAAGACGUUCUGACUUUUCCUAGAUUGUGUACGAGGAGACACCUGGGAAAUGGAGUUUCUUAUUUUUCAACGAAAGAGGGGUUAACACUACAAACUGCACUACUACAUCCGUCCAACAGCUUGAGGAGGAACGUAGUUGCAAAAAACAGGUUUUGGUGACUGAACAACCGAGACAGUAUAUGACUGUCAACAGCUGUCUCUUUCUGUUGCCGUGACAACUGUGACGGCUCCACGGUCUCUUACAUUUCAUUUUGAAGCUGUGACUUUUUCAGCGACAACGGUACAAAUGACGCAAAUCAAACACUCACCACAUUUCGGAGGUUGUUGUGUUUUUUUAACUACUACUUUUUGUACAUACGUUUUAACUUAUCUCUAUUUAUUUUACAUCUAUCAAUCAAAAAAGGAGUUUAGUGGUUUGUUUGCUAUUUUCUUUUCUUUUUUAAAUAUCCACUUUUAUCAAGAUCGGUGCAUUUUUUUUUUUUUUUUAAAAGCCUAACGUUUACAGAUAAUGAAAUAAUAAUGUAUAUACUUGCCUAUAUAUAUUUUUUAACGAAAAUGUAAAGGGUCAGCAUCUUUUUAAGCGUUAGAUAUUGAGUUUGAGUGAAAGAGUUCAUAACAGACCUGUGGGUCAAAACAAGUCAUACAAUAAAUUGUUCUAGUUUAAUUGUAGUCCUUUAUUUUGGAAAAAACUGUCAUUUUUUGUUCAAGUUAAAAAGAAAUAAACAUUUCAGUCUUACAAGUCACUGCAUAUUAUCUUUUAAAAUGAGCCUGUUCUCUGUGUUGGCCUCUGUCAGCCACCGUAGGGUCAGAACAGAACGUUGUGACUUUACACGGUUAUACCCUUUAGGUGCAAUACAGAAAGCUCAUCUAGGUGUUUGCAGACUACAGGUAACUGACUGCUUCCAUUGCUGAACUAUUUAAGAGCCACAGAACAGACACACAUUCGAGGGUCUUUGUGUGUUUUAUGAAUUAAAACAACUGCUGUCCUCGAAUCAAAUAGCAGCAGGGUGAACUCAUCUUUUUUACAGCUGACAAAGUGAUUUUGUUAUUUGCCUUAUGAUCAGUUUUCUGUGGUUAAGAAGUUGGGAGGUUCUCAAACAUAAACGUCCAUAUGUCAACAACUGUAUUGAUACCCCAAUAUAUGACAUUUAACAUAUUUAUACACGAAAUAAGAAAGAUCAUGGUUGCUGCUAUAGUAUUAGGGUGAGUACAAAUAUCCAAAUUGAUCAAAUUAUGUCAGCGACUCUCACAGCUGUGUCCUUACCAAGAGUUUUUAUUUUCUUGUUCUAUCACACACUUCAUUUACCUUUUUAUUUAAAUGUCCAGCUGAUGUAACCCUACCGACUAAAUGAGUGACUGUGUGAUUCCAGUUUCAAUGCAUCGAUCAGUAUUCGCAGAGUGGUUUGAUUUUAAUAUUUGUAUCUGUGUGCCCAGAGAACAACAUUAACUCUCUGCAGUCAGACAACACCACUGACUCAGCAGUAUUGCAGGCCGUGUCGUGACUGAAUUCAUCAUUAAGACGUUGAAGAGGUAGAAUCUGCCUACUUCAUGAGCUAGUUUUUCAUUUUUGUCUUUUCAUUUCACUUUUCUUUUGUGUGCUGCUUGUUGUUUAGUCAAGAAACUAAAUCCCUUUCUCCUCAGCAAUACGCUUGAUUUUGUGUUAUGCUGUGAGAUCAUUUGAUCUGCAACGUACGUUUGAUGGGUUUCGGGUGCAGUUCCACGUUUGAGUUCCUUUUAUCUUUUAUCAUGAUGAAUGAAUAAAGAUGUUUUUUACUGACGUUU